AUGGUGGACAAGAAGUGGCUGUUAAGUCCUGGGCCACUGGAACCAAUGCCCCUGGGCAUGAACUGCAAGCCCUGGUACAAAGACAGGUUACCUUCCAAGUGUUUCGCAAAGCACAAGAACAAGCUUCUGAAGUUCCCCACCACCCUGGACAGCCGGCGGUGGAUAUUUGUGAAAGAGGGGCUGGACGACUUCAGGAGGGGAUGUCCACCUUGUGAAGAUCUGAUCACACGCAGCCCUAAGGAAGGCUUUCUUCCCAUGAUUGCUCACAGACUUCCCAAACCUGCCCUCACAAAGAAUCAGAAAAAGCUGACCCACGAAGCAGACCUGUUCUCCACACUGUCGCCAGCCCAGCUAGCGCGGAAGGCAUUCGUAAAGGAUAUCGAAGACCACCUGACUGAGCAUCCCUUGGCUCUCUACCCAAGUCUGGAGAAAGAUCUACCUCCAGAUCUCUUAUUAAAGGUGCUGGAAGUGCUCGAUCCUGACAAGAAGCUGAAGGACACGUGGACUUAUUGUCAGAACACUGAGAAAAUAACGAAGCCCCCCACAAAGCUUAGUGAGAAACGUCCUGCCAAAGUCAACCCGGAACUUCCCAAGAAGACUCCUGGGUCACAUCCAGACAAGUUGCCUCAUGAAGAAAGGAGAUCAAGCACAAAGGAUUUGCUCAAAAAUCCUGCCCCUCAUAGAAAAGUACCGAGAGGAGUCCGGAAAUUCUGCAAAUGGAUUGCUACUUUUGGAGACUUGGGCAUUGAUGAAGAAUUCAUCAUGAAACAGUUUGACAUUGGCUAUGAAUGCAAACCAACCUAUGACAGGAGCCACACGAAGAAAGUAAACCAUGUUCCUUUGGACCUAAAGUACAGAAUGGGGCUAGAUAAAAUGGAUGAUAUAAAAUUCUCCAUAUACUGGGAAAAUUGGGAGAGGAAACUCAAGACACCACAGAAUCCUUACAAACCCAACUGGGUGAAGAUGAGGUAUGGAGCAUGGUACCUGAAGCCCAAGUUGUGGAAAAAUCUAAUAAAUGAUGAACCUUUGAUUGAUCCCAAGGUCUUACAUGAAGCUCAAGAUGGGAGAUAUGGAAAGAAUUUUCCUGAACAGGAUAUUCUUGAAGAUCUUUAUGGAACAAUUGCUUUUAAAGAUUUUAUUCUAAACAAGGGCUAUAGGAUGCCAGGCUUCCUUGAGAAGUUAUUCAUCAGGAAGGGAUGGAAAUAUGAUUCUGUUAGGACUCCUAUACACCAAGUAAAAAUAAACUCAAAUGUAGAAAAUGCACAUGAAGGUGUUUAA
This is a messenger RNA of Mirounga angustirostris (Northern elephant seal), 1278 nucleotides long. RefSeq names its product protein FAM47E-like. Gene Ontology annotation, biological process: transcription initiation-coupled chromatin remodeling; protein localization to chromatin. Lineage: Eukaryota; Metazoa; Chordata; Mammalia; Carnivora; Phocidae. The transcript has a single exon. Bases 1 to 1278 code for a protein of 425 amino acids. Gene Ontology annotation, cellular component: chromatin. The record is from RefSeq and is a predicted model, not a curated record.